Molecule: messenger RNA, 4329 nt
Organism: Cylindrotheca closterium
Lineage: Eukaryota; Bacillariophyta; Bacillariophyceae; Bacillariales; Bacillariaceae
Source: the annotation of a GenBank genome assembly
AUGCCAAAGGAAGAUAGAUCCGACUGGGUGGCAGUCGCCCCGGAGUUUGCAGCUUCUAUAGGGGACAAAAUCAAACCGGUAACCUCUGCCUAUCAAUACUUUCAAAAGGAUAUCAGUGAACAAGUCAAAGCCGAGUUGGGCAAGGGGUUCAAGGUUUAUGAAUUCGGUAGAGCCGUCAAGGAAAAAUGGAACAACUUGGACGAUGACGAACGAGAGCAUUAUGAGCAAUUGUGUCGAGAAGACAAGGCUCGGUUUGCCCGUGAAUCUCAUGCAGCCGAUAUUGCAGCCAUUGAACGACGAGAGCGAUUGCAACGAGAACGAGACAUGCUGAUGCUGGAUGAUGAAGGUGGGGUUAGACGGACGACACGUGGAGUUCGAGCCAAGAAGGAACGAAAAAAGGCACGCAAAGACAAGAGAGGGAAUCAACGGCACUCCAAAACGGACAGGAACAUGGCUGAUAAUCAAGAGUUUGUCGACGACGACGACGACGAAAGCAGUGAUUCAUAUUCGGCAGCAAGUGACUCGGAUAGUGAAGGUGAUUCCGACGGCAAUGGCCGCCCUAAAAAAAAGAAAGCAGUCAAACCAAAGCCGCAAAUGAGUGAAAAGCAAAUAGAGUACAGGAGAAAAAUCAAAGAAGAAAAACAACAGAAGGAACAAAUCAUCGCAGCUCGACAGGAAGAUGUUCGGAAAGAAAAGGCCAGUCAAGCCAAGCGACGAUUGGAAUUUCUCCUCAAGCAGAGUAAUAUAUUUUCACACUUUGGACAAGUCAAACAAGAUACUGCCAAGUAUGGGAUCAAGACGGCGGUGGCAACCAAAAAUUCUGACGACACCGCCAGUAGUCGUCGAGAUGCCGGUGACGAUGAUGAUGACUUGGAGGAAGCGGAUGAGUCCAGGGCAACUUUUCUGACUGCACAACCUACAACAAUAGGCUUUGGAAAGAUGAGACAGUACCAGCUCGAGGGUCUUAAUUGGAUGGUUCGUCUGCAGGAAAACGGUGUCAAUGGAAUUUUGGCCGACGAGAUGGGACUGGGAAAGACUCUUCAAUCGAUAUCCGUUCUUGUCUACAUGCUGGAAUACCAGAAUAGCACCGGGCCUCAUUUGAUCGUCGUUCCGAAAAGUACGCUAAGUAACUGGAUGAACGAAAUCAAGCGAUGGGCGCCAACACUUUCCGCAGUCAAGUUCCAUGGGGACAAGACAGCUCGAGAAGAACUUGCCAAUAACGUACUCUGCCCCGGCCAACACGAUUCUGAACGGACGUGGAACGUCUGCGUUACGACCUACGAGGUUUGCAAUAUUGACAAGAAUGUUUUGAACAAGUUUGCCUGGUCCUACUUGAUUAUUGACGAAGCUCAUCGGUUGAAGAAUGAAGCUUCCACCUUCUCUGUGACUAUUAGAACCUUUGAAACUCGAUACCGUCUCUUGCUCACCGGUACGCCUCUCCAGAACUCCCUCCACGAGUUGUGGGCACUACUGAAUUUUCUGGUGCCCGAUGUGUUCGCCAAUGCAGAACAGUUUGACGAAUGGUUCAAUCUUGACAUUGAAGACAACGAUGAGAAGAACAAACUCAUCUCCCAGUUGCACAAGAUUCUGCGACCGUUUAUGCUUCGGCGCUUGAAAAAGGAGGUCGAGAAGAGCCUUCCACCAAAACAUGAAACCAUUUUGUAUACUGGCAUGAGUGCAAUGCAGAAGAAGCUGUAUCGAGAUAUUCUGAUCCGAGAUAUUGACGCAGUGCAAGGGACAACAGGGAAUCGGACUGCCAUUCUAAACAUUGUCAUGCAACUUCGAAAGUGUGCUGGGCAUCCCUACCUAUUUCCAGGAGUGGAAGACAGAACGCUGCCUCCAUUAGGCGAGCACUUGGUGGAAAAUUGUGGCAAGAUGGUACUUCUUGACAAACUCCUGAAACGACUACACGAACGCGGUCAUCGUGUUCUACUUUUCACUCAGAUGACACGUAUACUUGAUAUCAUGGAGGACUAUUUGGUCAUGCGAAGAUUCAAAUAUUGUCGCAUUGAUGGAAAUACCACCUACGAAGUCCGAGAAGACUACAUUGACGCUUUCAACAAACCAGAUUCCGAAAAGUUCAUCUUCUUGCUGUCCACACGUGCCGGUGGUCUGGGAAUCAAUCUUCAAACGGCUGACGUUGUCAUUUUGUACGAUUCCGAUUGGAACCCUCAAGCAGAUCUCCAAGCUCAAGAUCGUGCUCACCGUAUUGGUCAAAAGAGAGAAGUUCAGGUCUUUAGAUUUGUGACAGAGCAUACAGUUGAGGAAAAGAUUGUUGAGCGAGCGCAACAGAAGUUGAAGCUUGAUGCCAUGGUGGUUCAGCAGGGUCGCCUAAAAGAGAAAGAUAAACUGUCACGCGAUGAGUUGCUGGAAGCCGUUCGCUUUGGAGCCGACAAGAUCUUCAAGAGCAAGGAUUCUUCCAUCACCGAUGCAGACAUUGAUAUGAUUCUCGAUGCUGGGAAACGAAAGACACAGGAGCUGAACGAAAAGCUGAAAGCUGCGGACAAGGGAGACCUUCUCGAUUUCAAGCUUGACGGCAAUUCCAAUUUGCAAACAUUCGAGGGAGUGGACUAUUCGAGCAACGUUCUCGCCCAAGCGAGGAAAGAAGCCGAGCUGCUGCACAUUAUUGAUAUGGGAAAACGUGAACGCCGGACGGUGGCCAACUACAACGAGAACAAGUUGUACCAGGAACAGAUGGCAGCGAUGCAAGGAAAGAAAGUUGAACGGAAGAGAAAGAUCAUCAAGUUGCCCAAAGAAAAGAGGCUCCCAAGAAUGGAAGAGUGGCAAAUGUUCAAGAGGGAUCGAUUGAUUGCGAUUCAAGAACAGGAAGAAGCCAAAUUUCGUAGCCUACCAGAAGAAGUGCAAAAGCUUGAAGCUUCAAGUAACAAGGCUUCAGACCCUGUAGACUCAUCAACAGGCGCUUCUGCUACAAAUGGCGAUGGCAAUGGAGCCGAAGGAAAAGAAGAAGGUAGUAAGCCAACCCCUCCUCUCGAAGUUCCACCUCUUUUGGACGAAGAAACGCAGGCCGAGAAGGACAAGCUUUUGAGUGAAGGCUUUGCGACUUGGAGACGUCCCCACUAUUCUGCUUUUGUCAAGGCAAGUGGCCGUUAUGGUCGUUCCAAUUAUGCUCAGAUUGCAGCAGACGUGGGGAAGUCCGAGGCGGAAGUGAAAGAGUACGCCGACGCAUUUUGGGGGCCAGUCGGAAAAGAGCGUUUCUCCGAACACGAAUAUGAUCGGGUUGUGAAGCUCAUUGAGAAAGGGGAAAAGAAAAUUUUAGAAAUCGCGAGUCUCGAAAGAUGUACAAAAGUCCUCGUAUCACUAUUCGAGAAUCCUUGGGAAGAAUUGGAGUACCAGCAUGUCACAACUAAGGACAAGCUCUUCUCUGCGGACAAUGAUCGCUUCUUGCUGUGUUGGGCUCACAAAUUUGGAUAUGGGCAGUGGGGUGCAGUCAAGAUGGCGAUACGUCGAAGCCCGAAGUUCCGGUUUGACUACUUUAUGCGCAGCUUGCCUAUGGACGUCCUCGGCCGACGCUGCGAGCAUCUGAUGAGAGCAGCAGAAAAGGAAGUCGAGCAUCUUGAAAAGAAUGCAAGAGAAGAAGCUGGGUUGCCUGUGGAAGCACCGGAAGGUGGUGCACUACCACCUGUUCAGUUGCCUUCGUUCAAGGAAAUGCAGCGUAUUUUCCGUCAAAGAAAGCGAGAACAAACGGAACAAGAGAAGAUCCAACUUGAAAGGAAGGUUGAAGAGUUAGAGACUGAGAUGAAAAAUAUCCAGGACCGUCUCAAGGAACUGAACAGCAGCGGGGUGAUGGAAGUGCAACAAAAAACUCCUUCGAAGACCAUGGCAUCCAGAAAACGACCUCGGUCGUCCGAAACUACGAAAGAAGAGGAGGUGUCGGGCCCCAAUGAUAUCGACGAGAGCAAGGGGACAAUCGGACCUGAGGGCGAAUUUUUAGAAUUCCCCGAGUACGAUGGCGUCGAUCCGCCUAAGGAACCAAAGAAAGCAUUCACGCAUUUCUGUGUUUCAACAAGGAAGACUGUGAAGGCGGCGCUUGAUCCAACAGAGCGAAAGAACAAGGAGAAAAUCCAUGAGAUAUUACGAGAAAAGUGGAUGAACUUGCCAGACGAAGAAAAGCUAUCUUGGCGAAAGUGGGCUACCUGGGACAAGAAGCGUUUUGCUCGGGACAUGGAUAUCCAUGAAAGCAAGAAGAAGAAUGGUACCCCAAAGGCAGACGAUGAAAACUCGGAGAGCAUAUCUGCGGAACAUGAUCUGCAAGUCACGAAAAAGAAGAUACCUUCUCUCCAUGUGCCGAAGAAGAAGCGGCUUACAUAG